AUGAUCCUUGCAAGAGGGAAGGUUGCUGGUCUCCGUCGCGUAUUCCACCAUGGAGGUGCUUUUCUUGCAUCGUCACAAGCAUUCAAAAUGUCAACAUUGAACACCGAUCUGUCCUCUGAAACAACUGUUCAGUAUGAGAAAGCGUACUCGGCCCACAACUACCACCCCCUUCCUGUUGUUUUCCAGAAAGCAAAGGGAGCAAAGGUUUGGGACCCGGAAGGAAAGCAAUACCUCGACUUUUUGUCUGCCUACUCAGCAGUUAACCAAGGGCACUGCCACCCGGAUAUAAUUGCCGCACUAGUUGACCAAGCGUCCAAGCUCACCUUAUCAUCUCGUGCCUUUUCUAAUAAUGUUUUCUCUGCAUUCGCGAAGUUCAUUACGGAAUAUUUCCGCUACGAAUCAGUGCUUCCAAUGAACACCGGUGCCGAGGCCGUCGAAACUGGGCUAAAGCUUGCCAGAAGAUGGGGUUAUAUGAAAAAAGGAAUUCCUGAAAAUGAAGCUAUUAUUCUUGGUGCCAAGGACAAUUUUCAUGGCCGUACCCUCGGUGCUCUUUCGCUGUCGACAGAUGAGGAAGCCCGUAAGUUCUUUGGACCUUUCCUGGAAAGUAUAACGGCCAAGAUUCCUGGAACUGAUGGUCAAUAUCUGCGCUACGGUAACAUAGAGGAUGUCGAACUGGCCUUCAAGAAUGCAGGGGACCGUAUUGCUGCCAUUCUUCUUGAGCCUAUUCAAGGCGAAGCCGGUAUUGUUGUUCCUCCUGUUGAAUAUUUGCAAAAGGUUCAGGAACUCUGCCGGAAAUAUAAUGUGUUGCUGAUUUGUGACGAAAUACAAACCGGCAUCGCCAGAACUGGUAAGAUGUUGUGCUACGAACACUCUCCUAACGUCAAGCCAGACGUUAUUCUAUUAGGAAAGGCCAUUUCAGGGGGUAUUUUGCCCGUUUCAUGCGUUCUUUCAUCUAAAGAAAUAAUGGGCUGUUUCGAACCAGGUUCACAUGGCUCUACUUACGGUGGUAACCCGCUCUCUUCUCGAGUUGCAAUUGCUGCUUUGGAAGUUGUAAAAAAGGAGAACCUUGUCGAGAGAGCUAAAACUCUUGGUGAAUUCUUCCAAUCUGAAUUGAAAAAACUUCAACAAGAAGCUGGCGGAAUUAUUUCCGACGUUAGAGGUAGAGGCUUGCUCACUGCGAUAGUCAUUGACCCAUCCAAAUCUAAUGGAAGAACUGCUUGGGACCUAUGUCUGUUGAUGAAAGACCAAGGUGUUCUCGCGAAACCUACCCACGAUCACAUAAUUCGGUUAGCACCACCUUUGGUCAUAUCCAAAGAAGAUUUAAUGAAAGGAGUUGAAGCCAUCAGAGCCUCAUUGAAACUGCUUCCAAAUGCAGCAAAGUCUAACCAUUAA
This is a messenger RNA of Lachancea thermotolerans CBS 6340, 1392 nucleotides long. Its product is annotated as ornithine aminotransferase. The transcript has a single exon. Lineage: Eukaryota; Fungi; Ascomycota; Saccharomycetes; Saccharomycetales; Saccharomycetaceae. Gene Ontology annotation, cellular component: cytoplasm. Gene Ontology annotation, molecular function: identical protein binding; L-ornithine transaminase activity; pyridoxal phosphate binding. The record is from RefSeq and is a predicted model, not a curated record. Bases 1 to 1392 code for a protein of 463 amino acids.